Aspergillus fumigatus Af293 is the source of this 1014-nucleotide messenger RNA. RefSeq lists its product as uncharacterized. The transcript is spliced from 2 exons. Lineage: Eukaryota; Fungi; Ascomycota; Eurotiomycetes; Eurotiales; Aspergillaceae. The record is from RefSeq and is a predicted model, not a curated record. The coding region runs from base 1 to 1014 and encodes 337 amino acids.
AUGGCCAAAGUGGCUGCCCUCGGACUGCUGCUAUGGGCAAUCCCCUCGGUGGCCGUCAUCGCAACCGUGAAGUCCCCCUGUUUGUCCGUCUGCGGAGGCACCCAGAAGACGAUCGGCGACGAGCUGAUCUGCAACGAUGGCGAUUACAAUGCGACGACGAAAGGGCUGACGAUGAAGAACUGCCUCCUGUGCGAGAGUACCAGUACGACCUACUCGAGCCAGUUCGACAGUGACGUCUACUGGUUCAUCUUCAACCAGAAAUACACCAUCCAGGUCUGCGUCUACGAGAAUUCCGCCUCGACCUCGCUGUCCCCCUGCGAGUCGCAAUGUCUCCCCCUGAAACCCGUCUUCGAGACCCUCUGGUGGAACCGCAACGUGUCGCUGUACAACUACUGCACGCAGAACAACAAUGCCUUUCCAACCUACGCGAGCGGCUGCUCCGAGUGUCUGAGGGCCAAGGCGGGCUCCAAGGUCCUGGGCAAUUUUAUGGAUAAUAUGGCGUCGGCGUGCAAGACGCAGCCCAACGCGACCAAGGGGGAGACGGUGACUCUGGCUCGGCCCUUGUUUGAUCUGAGCGUUGAUUCGAAUGCGACGGCGACGAGUACCGCGGGGCCGACAGCGACGGGGACGGAGACGGAGACGGAGACAGGCACGACGACGUCCUCUCCGACGCCUACAUCCUCAUCCUCAUCCUCAUCCUCGGGGCUAUCAGCAGGGGCAGCUGCAGGAAUUGGGGUGGGUGCUGGCGCCGGCGUCAUCCUCGUCGGGGCGUUGGUCUGGGUUCUGUUCCGCCGCCGACGACGACAUCGCGCUGCAUCACACCAACCUCAAUCGGUGUAUUCGCCCGCUGGUUUAGGAGGUCAGGCAUAUGCGCCACCGAUGCAGCAAGAAGCGCCGUAUGCGGCUGGAUAUGCCGUAGAGAGGAAUCCUUCCAAGCUGGUGGAGGCGCCGGGCACAAGUGAGCAAAAGCCAGGAGGGACAUGGGCGGCCGAACUACCAUCGAACCACUCAUAG